CUGGUUCCUGCGUUCCUGGUGCUUGAUCCGGAAGGCAAAGUUAUGACAUAUCUAAAUGCAUUCUAAAUAGACCAAGGGCAAGUUUGGACCUAUGUUACUCAACACGCCAGUUACAACUUAAAAAGACUGACUGAACGAACUGGCUCUCAGCAUGGAUCUUGAAUAUCGAAAGCGACUUGCCUAUAUUGAUGAUGGACUUCAUAAGACGGAUUGCAAGAUUUUCAAGUUUUUGUGUGAGCCGUUGAUUGGGAGAUCAGUAAAGGAUGACUCUCCUAUGAGCAUUUUUGAGGCAUUGGAAGGACGUCGUAUGUUGUCUGCUAGUAAUAUGACCGUGAUCUCUGAGGCCUUGCAGAUAAUCCAGCGUUAUGACCUCUUGGAAGACAUCCGGACUGACAGUGCAACAACAUACCAUGGACCAAUGGUGCAGACAUCCAUGAUCUGUCCCUUCCGGGCAACACUGGCGGAAAUCAGUGAGAACCUGCCCGAUGAAGAUCUCAACAGGCUCAGGUUCAUCUAUAACAAGGUACCAAAAAAGACUAAGAUUGGGGAUGGGAUUGAUCUUUUCAAGUUUAUGAUGCAACGAGGAGACCUAAAACCAUCCAGUCUGACCGCACUGACAGAUAUAUUCUCUUCCAUUGAGAGAACAGACUUAGUGAAUAGCCUGCAAUCCUUUCAAGAUCAGCAUGUACAAAGAGGGCAGUAUAUGUGGCAGGCGAGGCAGGCACUCACUCAAGCUCAGGAGGAGACUUACGAUGACCGACCCCCGACCGUGGAGUCAAUGUAUGAUGAACCAGAGAAUGCCUCUACCGGAGAGCCAGUAGUAACAAGGGCGGAAUUAUUGCCUCCGAUUUGCACAAGUGGUGCUACUUCCUCAUGGGAGACCAACUGUAAUGUUUUGGGUUUGAAUACGCCUCAUAGUCCCAUGACCUCGCUCAACUUUCCCCAACCAGGGCCCGGGGAGUGUUCAGAACAACUGAAACCUUCUGGUUAUCAAAAUUCGGUUUUGCGUCUGCUCUCUGAAAUUCAGCAUUCAGGAAACUACAAUAACUCAGCAAAUUUGAAUUCGGCCCAGCAGUCAUCUUCCGAGACUGGGAUCAGGUUUGAGGGAGAACAUGUAACAGAAAGUACUGUGCCAGUGACCGGAAGCAGUGAACCAUUGUUAGAAAGUAGCCAGGAGGCAGAUCCUCCAUUGAACGAGCUGGGUGUUAGUCUCCUUAACAUCGAUGAUGCGGCCGUCGGGGCAACAGCGUCUACCGGGGUACCUGAGGGCUACAAGCCUGUUGGCAACUACAAGAUGGAGGCUGACCCCCGAGGACUAUGUGUCAUUGUGGAUAUUGAAAACUUCACACAUGAUCCUCACGACCCUCAGGCCAAAAAGCUAAAUCCCCGAGAAGGAUCUAAAUAUGACCGUGAGGCACGAAUUGUCCGUCGUUAUUGGAGAAGCCCAAGCUGUUCUUCCUUGGUUGUUGCCAGGGAACCUCUACCCAGCAGGCGGUGGAGCUCUUGUGUGAUAUAGAAGCAGAUGGGCCUGGACGAAAUAUGAGGUUCCUGCCGGAUGAGGCGGACUUCCUUAUUGGUUAUGCGACAGUACAGGACUAUGUGUCCUACCGCAGUCGUUCCCAAGGUACCUGGUAUAUCACUGAGCUCACCAAGAUCCUGGACAAGUAUGCAGAAAUAGAUGACCUCAAUAGUAUCCUUCUGAGAGUGAAUGCGGCUGUUGCUGAGUACGCCCAUGAGAAGACGGAAACCAAUGGGAACACAAAGCUGCUCAAGCAGGUGCCGGCACCGCAGACAACGCUGAGGUUUGCCCUCAAGUUCUUGUGAUUCAUGUCAAGGACUCUCUGUGUUGUUGGUGGAAUGCAGGGAGAGUUGAGGAGGGAGGAUUGAGUAGUGUGGAAAGAGGGGGGGGGGUGGAGGAGGGGGGUCUGGAUGAGAAGUGGGAGGACUAGGUUGAAGCUUUGGGGAGGUGGAUGUGGAGGUGGAUGGAGGGGGUUUGGGAGGAUGUGGGAUGUGUAAUAGAGGUGUUUCUUUUACCAUGAUGGAAGGAUGCACUAAUGGAUGAGAAAUGAAAUGGUUCUUUUUUUUUAUUCCCG
This is a messenger RNA of Aplysia californica (California sea hare), 2093 nucleotides long. Its product is annotated as caspase-8. Gene Ontology annotation, molecular function: cysteine-type endopeptidase activity; protein binding. The record is from RefSeq and is a predicted model, not a curated record. NCBI's taxonomy places the organism in Eukaryota, Metazoa, Mollusca, Gastropoda, Aplysiida, Aplysiidae. Gene Ontology annotation, biological process: regulation of apoptotic process; proteolysis.